Babesia bigemina is the source of this 1446-nucleotide messenger RNA. RefSeq names its product RNA polymerase III subunit RPC82 helix-turn-helix domain containing protein,putative. The transcript is spliced from 5 exons. The coding region runs from base 1 to 1446 and encodes 481 amino acids. Gene Ontology annotation, cellular component: RNA polymerase III complex. NCBI's taxonomy places the organism in Eukaryota, Apicomplexa, Aconoidasida, Piroplasmida, Babesiidae. Gene Ontology annotation, molecular function: single-stranded DNA binding. The record is from RefSeq and is a predicted model, not a curated record.
AUGUACAACACUGAGUACGAGCUGGUGGUGAGGCUGCUGCAGCACUACUUCGGCGCGCAGGUGGCGAAGGUCGGAGGCGCGAUCCUUCUCCGCGGCCAAGUGACUCUGCAGCGGCUGCUGAGCCAACCGCACUUCGACUUCAAGAGCGUUCGCAAUAGCUUAAUAAUCUUAAUCCACCAUGGCUUCGUAGACUACGUGUUGCAGCCUCCGCAGGCAGGCGGUCGCCGCUCUGCGGCUGUGCUGUACUCCAUGAACUGCGAGCGCGUUCUGGCGUUCCCUCUCCUGCCCUUCGGCUGCGUCAUGGCGAAGAAGGAGCUGACGGAAGCCUGCUGCGCCAUCCUGGCGCUGGCGGCGAAGCGUGGUACUAUAUCGCAACGGCGACUCUGCGAGCUGUGUGUCGCCGAUCUGUCCUUGCGGCCCGAGGAUGUCGCGUCCUCCGUGGCCAGUUUGAUGCAGGCGGGAUACCUGAGUAGCUGCGAGUCAUACCGCCAUCGCUUGACGACUGCGGAGGUCACGUCGAGAGGCACGGACCCAAACGACCCGCUGGCGGCAAUGAACUCCGCCAUCUAUCACGUGAUGCAAGGCGCGGAGCUCACUGGCGCCGACGGCCCCAUGUUGCGCGUAAACUCGCAGUACGUGGUUGACCGUUUGCUGAAGGAAGAGAUCGUGAACCUCGUCUGCAGGCGGGUGGGCGACCUCCCGCUGCUCCGUGCGAUCAUGAAGGUGCUUCUGGACAACCCGCGGAAGGAGUGGCCGCAUGUGGUGGAGUACACGCAGCUGGAGUCGAAUGUCCUCCGCGUCCUGCAGGACGAGUUCGGCAAGAGCCAAAGCGGAGAGCAGGUGAUGCGUCUGCUCAGCGCGCUGAACAAGCACCCCGACAACCUCGUCCGGUACGAGGCUGUGACGCGCAGCUACUACUUCGACUGGGACAAGGCUAAGGGCAUGUUGCGCAGAAAGACCAUUUUCGGGUGCGUGCGGCAGCUCUGCGGGCUGAAGUCUGCAAGGGUAUGGAGCCUGCUGGUGUCGACGAACGAGAAAAAUAGCCACGCCACGUUCGACGCGCACAUGGUCAGCACCAGGGCGCUCGUGUCAAUGCAGACCGCCAGGGGCAUCCUGUACGGCCUGACGCUGCGUGGUCUCGCGAAACACCACGAAACGGACGCCGUGGUUACCACCAUGCCUGCGACAAACACCAGCGACAGGCACGUGCUGUCGUUUUCGUCAAGCGUCGAAAGCACAUACCUCCAGCUCAUGAAGCACUCGUUCAAGUUCGCCUCCAACCUCCUGGAGCGACUGGGCUGCGAGCGAGUGGGCGUUUUGAAGAGCUUCUUCACGGCGACCGGGAAGAGCGAGGAGGUGUACUCGCGCAACCUCAAGGCGUGCGACACCGCGGAGGCCCACCUCUUCCAUGUGCUGAAGUUUGUGGUUCUGAUGCAGCGCCUUUAG